AAUAAUUGCUCCUCUAACGUUUGUCUUAAAUGUUCGCUGACAUGGGCUACGGACUUACGGUAGAGUUACUAACCAUACCAUGGGGUUACACUGUGGGACUUCUCAAUAGGAUGGGCACACAUUCAAUAUCAUGCCGUUACUACAUAAAAGAGAGGAAAAAAAAAAAGUCAUUCAGUAGAUGAAUUGCUACUCAUUUUCUCAGAUAAAUCGAUAAAAACCUAAAAGCAAUUACCUCGAAGGAAAAGAAAAAAAAAAAAAAAAACUUUAAAUCCCAUCUUGUAUGCGAGCAGAUGUUGACAGGGCAAUUUGCUCAAAAAUCCCAUCUGUUCUGUCGAAUUUUGCAUUAUUCCCAGAAUGAGAGUUUCUUGCUCCGUUCUUUUAUGUUGGUCCCAUUUGGAAUCUAUGAUACGACGGUUUAAUCGCCUCAAACCAUGUAGAAGUAUUUUUUAACAAGAUUACCCUUUGUUAUAUGGUAUACCAGUGUUAAAAUGGACUGUAAUAGAGGAAAUGAGAGGUACUUGUAAUUGUUUUCGAGGCGAAAAAAAUGAGGGAGUUAAGGGAUCUUUCUCUCCUCCUUGAUCAUGAUCAUGUGUAUCAAAUAAUUAUGAAAUGGUUGAUCAAGAUUCAAAGUAAAUGCUAAAAUCUGUAAUUUCGCUGACUUGUAUGUGUCACAAAUUUUUACUAUUCAGACCUGGUUGAUCUCUCAUGGAAGUAGCUAUGCCAACAAUAUUUCAAUUUCAAUGCCAAAAUUAUCGACAUUUCGAAAUAAGAGUACAUGGCCGGAAUUGUCUUGUUCACUAAGGGCUUGUGAAAGCAAAGCUUCUGUGGAUCUUUGCAAUGGGAAGACUGAAGUAAAUUGCAGUCUUGAAAGGCCUUAUCAUGUUGUGGUUGCUGCAACUCGAGAAAUGGGAAUUGGGAAGGAUGGAAAAUUGCCGUGGAAUUUGCCAUCUGAUCUCAGAUUCUUUAAGGAGAUCACAACAGCUACAAUGGGUGAUGGUAAAAGAAAUGCAGUGAUCAUGGGGAGGAGGACUUGGGAAAGCAUUCCUCAAAAGUAUCGGCCUCUACCUGGCCGCCUCAAUGUUGUGCUGACUCGUGCAGGGAAGUUGGGAGCUGAAAGUUUUGAAGAUUUAGUUAUAUGCAAUGGCUUGUCCUCAGCAUUGAAGUUACUGGCCGAACCACCUCAUUAUACGUCUACUGAGAAGGUGUUUGUUAUAGGAGGUGGUGAAAUUCUGAAAGAAGCAUUGAAUGAUCCUGGUUGUGAGGCGAUUCAUCUGACUGAUAUAGAGGUAAACAUCGAAUGUGAUACAUUCAUUCCCCAAAUUGAUUCAUUAUUGUUCAGUCCAUUGUUCUCAUCCAGGCAGAUGGUGGAAAAUAGUAUUCGGUUUUCUUUUGUGACUUAUGUCCGCAAGAGCCAUGCUGCUGAAGUAUCCUCCAGUUCACAAGAUAGUUCUUGUGAUGUUGACAGUGGAAGGGCUGUAAACAAGGCAUUGAAUUUUCACAAGAAUCAUGCUGAGCUUGAUUAUCUCAAAAGGAUUCAAGAGAAUAUUGUCAGUAAUAUUCUAAUGUGAGUGAGCACAUAUAUCACUAUCUCAUUCUCUCUAGGCACUGCACUGUACAUUUUUUUUUUUUUUUUUUUUGGUGGUAAUAUAUCUUUUGUCUACUUGCCAAAAAAAAAAAUGCAUUGAUCAAUUGUAUAGAGUACAUAUUUGCGGAAAUUUUGUAGCAGUUGGUAAUCCGUCUGGACAUGGCUAGCAUUUUAUUGUGGUGAUGGUGAAUGAUUCAAGUUUAAAUGGACUGACAGUUACCUCCGCA
Molecule: messenger RNA, 1812 nt
Organism: Chenopodium quinoa (quinoa)
Lineage: Eukaryota; Viridiplantae; Streptophyta; Magnoliopsida; Caryophyllales; Amaranthaceae
Product: bifunctional dihydrofolate reductase-thymidylate synthase-like
Exons: 3
Coding region: 741-1568 (275 amino acids)
Biological process (GO): folic acid metabolic process; tetrahydrofolate biosynthetic process; glycine biosynthetic process
Cellular component (GO): mitochondrion
Molecular function (GO): NADP binding; dihydrofolate reductase activity
Source: RefSeq, a predicted model, not a curated record